AUGGUUGUGGGGGGUUUUAGGGUGAAGGGGAGGUUGAUAGGUGGGGGAGGGGGGAAGGGGGGAGGAGAGGAGUAUAGGGGGUGUAGUUGUGUGAAGUGGGGGGGGGUAAGGGUGGGGGGUUUGGGAAUAGGGGGUGGGUUUUUGAUUGAGGGUGUGGGGGGGUUUGUGAAGGUGGGUGUUGGUGGUUUGGGUGUGUGUGUGGGUGUGGGUGUUUGUGGGUGUGGGGGGUUUUGUUGGGUGUGUGUUUUGUGUGUGUGGGGUGGUGUGGUGGGUGUUGUGUGUGGGGGGGGUUGUGUGGGGUGUGUUGUGGUGUGGUGUGGGGUGUUGGUGGUGUGUGGUGGGUGUGGUGUGGUGUGUGGUGUGGGGGGGGGUGUGGAGGUGUGUUGUGUGGUGGGUGUUGUGUGGGUGGGGUGUGUGUGUGGGUGUGUGGUGUUUGGGUUUGUUGGGUGUGGGUUGGGGUGUGUGGGGUGUUGUGUGGGGGGUGUUGGGGGGUGUGUUGGGUAUGUAGAGGGGGGGGGUGAUGUGUUUGGGGGUGAGGUGUGGUGUGGGGGUGUAUGGUGUAGGAGGGGGAAGAGGGGAGGUGGAGGGUUGAAGGUGGGGGGGAGUGGAGGGGGGUGGGUGGGGGGAUAG
Messenger RNA from Knipowitschia caucasica, 630 nucleotides. NCBI's taxonomy places the organism in Eukaryota, Metazoa, Chordata, Actinopteri, Gobiiformes, Gobiidae. The record is from the annotation of a GenBank genome assembly.